Molecule: messenger RNA, 1030 nt
Organism: Xiphophorus couchianus (Monterrey platyfish)
Lineage: Eukaryota; Metazoa; Chordata; Actinopteri; Cyprinodontiformes; Poeciliidae
Product: acrosin
Exons: 5
Coding region: 66-974 (302 amino acids)
Biological process (GO): proteolysis
Molecular function (GO): serine-type endopeptidase activity
Source: RefSeq, a predicted model, not a curated record
GUCUUUAAAAAAAAAAAAAAAAAGGAAAAAGAAAAAGAAAAGAAAAAGUCCAGAGGCUCAAACUGAUGAUGGGUCUGAAGUUUUUGCUACCGUUUUUGAGCGUCUUGUGUUUGGCCGCAGCCGCUUCAAAGCAGAGCUGUGGGAAGCGGAAACUGGCAGGGCCGCCUGGGGCAUCCCGGAUAAUUGGUGGCCAAGAUGCCACAGAGGGAGCGUGGCCCUGGCAGGUCAGCAUCCAGUUCCUGGGUACGCACUUCUGUGGAGGGACGAUCGUCAGCAGCAAGUGGGUCGUCUCUGCAGCGCACUGCUACCACAAUUACAUAUGGCACAGCAGCUUCUUGACCGUGUUGGUGGGAAUAACAGCGCUGUCCAGGCCUGGGCCUCACUCCCAGAGACGCGGCAUCAAAAACAUCAUCAUACACGAGAACUACGACUUCAACACAUCCAACAACGACGUGGCGCUCCUGCUGCUCAAGACCCCCAUCUUAUUCACAGAUUACGUCCAGCCGUGUUGCUUUCCGAUGAGCAUGAGCCACCAGGUCGCCCUCAACCUGAGCAACUGCUUCAUCACCGGCUGGGGGAGCAUCAACUACAAAGGUGGAGCAGUGGACAUGCUGCAGGAGGCUGAGCUGGAGCUCAUUGAGACGGUCAGAUGCAACCAGAGACACUGGUACAACGGGUUGAUCACAGAAAACAUGCUGUGUGCAGGAAUGCUCUCUGGAGGAGUUGACACUUGUCAGGGCGACAGCGGAAGUCCACUGCAGUGCUACAGUGAGAAAGACGACAGAUACUACCUAAUAGGCGUGACGAGCUUCGGGGAGAAUUGUGGACACCCCCACAGACCAGGAGUCUACUCAAAAACCAGCUCGUUUGGAAAGUGGUUUAUAGAAAAUCAGCUGAAAGGUAGAGCUUCUUCACACAUGCUCUCCAGCACGCUGAUAUCGGUUCUGAUAUUUGCUGCCUUGACAAUGUUCUGAGACGGUCACUCUUUUGUUGCAAAAGACAGAAUCACUAAACCACUAUGCAAACAUGA